AGGAUUUUCUGCUUGAGCAGGGGUUGGGCCAAAAGGACCUCCAAGGUCCCUUCCAACUCUGUUAUUCUAUUAUGUUGAAUAAUUCUGGGUCUAAGAAGAAUCUUGGAAUACCCUACUGCAUGUAUAUGUACUCCAUGUAUAUGUAAUUCCAUUAUGGCUUAUAAAUUGAGUGCAGUUUGCCAGCCAGUUACGGAUCCAUCUGAUGGUGAUACUAUCUAUCCGACAUUUCUUAUCUUACCAAGAAGUAGGUUGUGGUCUACUUUGUCAUAUGCCUUACUGGUGUCCAAGUAUAUGAUGUCCACAGCAUUUUGCUGGUCCACUAAUUUAGCCACUUUGUCAAAAAUUGCAAUAUGUUUUAUUUGGCACAAACUGUUUUUGAUAAACCCAUGUUGGUUUCUAAUAAUAGAUUUGCUUUCUUCUGGGUGUUUGCAGUUCUGUUGUUUGAUUACCUAUCCUAUGCUGGUAUUCUGCCUUAGUUAUGUGUCUCACUUUCCUUUUUUUUAUAUUUGCCCUUUUUGUCUGCAUUUGCUGCAUUUUCUUCCCUUCUGUAAUCCUAUUCUUGUUCUUCCUAAUUUUUGUUCCUUGUAUUUAAUCCCCAGAUGGAGUCUAGACAUCAGUAACAAGAAAAAAAAAACCCUUGUUGACCUUAAAAUGAACACAACCAAAUUUCCAAAGGUUGCUUUUUGGCAGGAAGCUCUUGUGCCUGUAACAAGUAUGAUGAAGCACAUCAUGUAAUGGAAGAGGCAGAAACCCACCAUCUGAAAUAUUCUAUUUAUAUGUACAGUCCAGGAGUUCACAUGUCAGAGCAUAGCCUUGUUUUUGUUGCUUUUUAUUUACACAUAAAGCAUAGGGCAAGACUGGACAAUGUGUACUUCCCCAGAAUGCAGAUUUUAACAAUUCUGUUUUAUGGCCAUUUCACUUAGAAUAUGUAGAAGUAUUAUCUGGAGAGAAACACACAUUGUCCAUGAAAGUAGGAAAACAUGAAAUGCAAUUAAUAUUACAUUACUUUUAUGCUGGUUCAAUCAAUUGAAUGUAAUAAAUUUUAAAGCAGUUAGCUGACCUUUUGAAACAACCAAUAUCAGCUGACUAUGUUUCCUCAUUCUUUUGAAUUAUAAGUUAUGUACGUUAUAUAUGAAGUGCUAUCGCCUUGUUUGGCAGUUAGUUCUUGUCUUAAAAUACCAUGAAAUCAAAGUUUCCAGAUCAGUAGACUGAAUCCAGUAUUCAGUACAAAAUGGUGAAUGGAAUUGUGGACAGUUUUCUAGUUUCGCAAAUGCCUAUGAUAUGGGCAUUUCGGCUAUGAAAAGUUGUGAACAUUUUUUGAGAACUAAUACUUUUUUCAAUCUUACACACACACAGGUGGCUUCAGAAAAAGGAAACAUGACAGUUUUCCACAUGGUCAUAGGAGGGAAGAAAAAGAUAGCAUCAAUUUUUCUUCAUCCAUAAUGACAUCCUUCAAGAUGUUUCAACUGGAACUUGAUACAAGACAUGAUAAAUAUGAAAGACUUGUGAAACUUAGUCGUGACAUAACUAUUGAAAGCAAAAGGACCAUAUUCCUACUUCAUAGAAUUACCAGUGCUUCCAAUAUAGAAGAAAUAUUAACAGAAUCUGAAGUCAAAUUAGAUCUUGUGAGACAGAAGAUAAAACAAGUAGCACAAGAAUUGAUGGGAGAAGAUAUGCAUCAGUACCAUAGAGCUAUUUCUCCAGGUCUUCAAGAGUAUGUGGAAGCUGUUUCAUUUCAGUAUUUUAUCAAAACCCGGUCAUUAAUUAGCUUAGAGGACAUCAAUAAACAACUGAUAUUUACAGAAGAAAAUAAAGAAGAGGAAAGGAAGCCAUCUUCAGAUUCUCCUAAUAAGGAAAACAACACGUGGAACAUAAAAGUGACACCUGUGGAUUACCUUCUGGGAGUGGCUGAUCUAACUGGAGAAUUGAUGCGGAUGUGUAUUAAUAGUGUUGGCAAUGGUGAUAUAGAUACUCCAUUUGAGCUGAGUCAGUUCCUGUGUCAGAUUUAUGAUGGCUUUUCUUACAUUGGUAAUACUGGACCGUAUGAAGUUUCUAAGAAGCUCUAUACUUUGAAACAGAGCUUAGCUAAAGUGGAGAAUGCUUGUUAUACACUGAAAGUCAGGGGUUCUGAGAUACCAAAGCAUAUGCUAGCUGAUGUGUUCUCCAGUAAAGCAGAAAUAAUUGACCAAGAGGAUGGGCUUUCUUAAGCAUACUGGGAACCUCACAACAUACAAAUCAAGAACUACAGGAUCAGAGCAAAGCCAAGCCCUGGAUUUGCUUAUCAGAAUCUUCGCCAUAAUUCAUGUGUUAUGAAAAUCUUUGCCAUAAUUCAUGUUUUAUGAAUAGCUGAAGUAGAAUAUGUUGUAUUAUAAAACUGUUAUUGUGUAAUGAUUUAACAUGCCCCCCCCAGCUUAUCACCCAGUGAAAAUGUUGAUUAUAUACAGGGACCACUUCUUAUAUUCUCUUCUUUAGUAUUGUGGGCAUACUGCAGGUUACUUUAAACCAGGUACCAGUGAAGGAUCAUAGUCCAUAACAUACAUGCAAUAUGAUAACAAUUUGCUUUGUUUCAUUGUUGCUAUUAUUUAAGUGGUUCAAAUCUUUGACUGUUCAGAAUGUCCUGGUGUUAAAAUUUACAUGUGCGUUUUUAAAUGACUGAAGAGAAACGUUAAUUGAAUGGGAAAGAAUCUAGGAAAAGCUAACAAGUUUAGCUUAUCUUAUUCUUUGGAUACUUUCGUAGUAUACCUUUUUAUGUAUCGCAAUGUUGAGUUUUUAUAGGUAAGUUGGUACUAACACCUUGCAAAUUAAGCCAAGCAAAAGCAGAUAUCUUGUAAAGAGUUUUAACAUAACUAGAAUCAGUGGGUAUACCCAGUUACAGUAUACUCUGGAAGGAUUUGGAAGAUAAUGCUUGAGAAAAUAAAUGACAAAAAAUAUUUGAAAUAUAGUUUAAAACUGAAGUUGACAGAAUUUGUAAAUUAUGUAUCUGUCCUAUGUAUGUUCUUUAAAGGAUUAUGAUAUUGUUUUGUGUAUUUAGUUAAUCUCUUGCUUCAGAUUCUUGAUUAGCCACUCCAGCUUAGACUUUAACUUCCUUUCUGUGAACAGAAUAGAAUUAAAUUUAUAGAACAGGCUUUCCUGCUUCCCUUUUCUCUGUAUAGCCCUGUAUCUCUUGUAAAUCUGUUCCUGAGAACAGGGAACUCUUGAGCAUAGUGUGGAAUAACUUAUAAAAGGCCUGGUUGGUAGAAAUUCCUUGUACGAAUGUAAGAAUUCAGGAUCCAAGUCAUUGUGUUCUGCGGGAAAUGUAAACAUAAAAGUAGGUGAGGAUCCAGGCUCUCCACUAUACACAAACACAUUGAAUUUCCUACCACAGUUCUUCCAUGUUUUUAUAUUGCGGAUAUUAAGCAUGGUCUAUUUUCAGAUACAUGAUAUAGUACAGCAGUAUUUUGCCACCUUUUUAAGAAUUACCAGAUUUCUCAUAUGAUAAAAAUUUAGAAAGCAGUCUUUUCCUCCCAUUAUAAGGCUUAAUGAUGUUUCUACAUUUUUAUAUAAUAAAGGCAUCUUGUAAAAGUAUUAA
Ahaetulla prasina is the source of this 3568-nucleotide messenger RNA. It is a transcript of the gene TSNAX, whose product is annotated as translin associated factor X. Gene Ontology annotation, cellular component: nucleus; cytoplasm. The transcript is spliced from 5 exons. NCBI's taxonomy places the organism in Eukaryota, Metazoa, Chordata, Lepidosauria, Squamata, Colubridae. Gene Ontology annotation, molecular function: RNA endonuclease activity; RNA binding; sequence-specific DNA binding. The record is from RefSeq and is a predicted model, not a curated record. The coding region runs from base 1443 to 2207 and encodes 254 amino acids.